Molecule: messenger RNA, 1287 nt
Organism: Python bivittatus (Burmese python)
Lineage: Eukaryota; Metazoa; Chordata; Lepidosauria; Squamata; Pythonidae
Source: RefSeq, a predicted model, not a curated record
UCCAAUUUGCGCGUCGGGUUACCCUUGCUUUUCAAAUCUGGGAUGUUAGUGCUAGACAUUGUGCUGCAUUCCUCAUACUCAAAUCAUUGGAAAAGCUGUCCUAGGAUGUGAAACAUUUCAGGCAAAUGAGAAGACCAGAGAAGAAUCUGAUCAAUACUACAUCUCCUAUCUGUGAGGAUGACUUUGCACCGUUGGCAACAUCAAUGGCCAAAAGAAGAAAGUUCACAGCUGGAAACAACACCUCUCAUAUCCUCUGACAAACAGAGCCAGAAGUACAAUUGGGACAAAUGGAGGGUUGUCUUCCCUAGUAAUGCCAGAUUUCAAAGGGAGUCCGAAAGAGUCCUGAAGGCAUAUUGCAGAAAUGGGAUACGGACCACAAAAUAUACUUUGCUGACCUUUUUACCCCAAAACCUUUUUGAACAAUUUCACAGGUUAGCCAACAUCUACUUCCUCCUCUUGGUGGUCAUCAACUGGUUCCCACAACUGGAAGUUUUUCAGAGGGGUAUCACAAUGGUACCUUUAGCCAUUGUGCUUUUAGUUAUAGCUGUUAAGGAUGGGACUGAAGAUUAUAAGAGAUACAAAUUGGACCAGCAGAUCAACUCUUCUAAAACGAAGGCAUACAAUAAGAACCAAAACACCUACAUUGAGAAGUGCUGGGAAGAUGUGCAAGUGGGAGACUUUGUGCAGCUGCAGUGCAAUGAGGUCAUUCCCGCCGAUAUCCUACUGCUCUACUCCUCUGAUCAGAACAGGAUCUGUUACUUGGAGACAGCAAAUCUCGAUGGUGAGACCAACCUUAAACAAAGACAGGUUGUGAAAGGGUUCUCCCAUCAGAAUACUGAAUUUGAGCCAGAAAUGUUCCAAAAUAUCAUUGUUUGUGAAAAACCUAACAAUGAUCUCAAUAGAUUUACAGGCUACAUGGAACAGCCUGAUUGCACACGAAUUGGACUUGACAAUGAAAACCUUCUUCUUCGUGGGUGCAUAGUAAGGAACACCGAGGUCGCCAUAGGAAUUGUUAUCUAUGCAGGCCAGGAAACCAAAGCUAUGUUGAAUAACAGAGGUCCUCGUUAUAAACGCAGCAGGAUAGAACAACAGAUGAACAUGGACAUAUUCUUCUGUGUGGGACUGCUCUUCGUUAUGUGUCUCAUUGGAGCAUUAGGUGAGAAGAUCAGUGCUGCCACUGAAGAAAGGCUCUCAAGUAGCACAGGUGGAAAGAACCUGAGCAGUGGCAAUCAAUAUCUGCCAGUGUCCUGCAAAAUGAGCUCCAUUACACUAGCAUGCUGCCCUCAG